GGGGGGCAGGAAAAAGCAAAGGAUCCCGGGGCGGGCGAUGGAUCCAUGGGGGGAGGAAGAGGAGGAUGAGGAGGAGCCGGAGCCGGAGGUGAUUUUUGGGGAUGAGGGGGAGGAAGAUCCCUACGACCCCAACGGGAUCCAGGGAACGCCGGACUCGGACCCGGCGCUGGCGGCCGCUCCGGAGGUGGUGGAGCUGGAGCCCGGCGCGCUCUUGGCGAGCGCCGAGCUCUCGGAGCGGGAGACGCUGCGCUGGACCGUGGUGCAGCAGAUCGACCCCGGCACGUCGGCGAAGGGCCGGCGGAGCGGGAGGAGCGCCAAGUCGCAGAGUUUCUCCAACUUCAAGAGCAUCAUCGUGCUCCAGAAGAGCUACGAGUGCGCCGAGUGCGGCAAGAGCUUCAGCUGCAGCUCCCACUUCUCCAAGCACCGCCGGACGCACACCGGCGAGAAGCCGUUCCGCUGCGCCCACUGCGGCAAGAGCUUCAACGUCUCCUCCAACCUCUACCGGCACCAGCGCGGCCACGGCAGCGCCGAGGCGGCGCCAGAAAAGCCACGUGGCCUUCCCUACACGUGUCAGGAGUGCGGGAAGAGUUUCCGGCGCAACAAAGAGUUGGCCACGCACCGGCGGCUCCACACCGGCGAUUUGCCUUUCCGGUGCGGCGACUGCGGCAAGAGCUUCUCUUGGAGCUCCCAUUGGCUUCGGCACCAGCGCAUUCACACCGGCGAGAAGCCCUACGAGUGCCCCGAGUGCGGCAAGAGCUUCUCCAGGAGUUCCCACCUCUACCGGCACCAGCGCGGCCACGCCGGCGGCCGCUCCUACAUCUGCACCUACUGCGGGCGCAGUUUCGGCAGCAUCCUCCACUUCGAGCGGCACCAACGGACGCACACCGGCGUCCGGCCCUACAAGUGCUCGCUGUGCCGCAAGAGCUUCGGCGACGCGCCGGCGUUGGUGAAGCACCAACGCAUCCACCUGGGCGAGGGCCCGUUCCGCUGCGAGGAGUGCGGCAAAGGCUUCGGCGCGCGCUCGCAGUACGCGCGGCACCGGCGCAGCUCCCACGGCGGGCCCGGCGCCGAGAAGCCGUACCGGUGCGGGGACUGCGGGAAGAGUUUCUCCUGGAGCUCCCACUGGGAGCGGCACCAGCGGAUUCACACCGGCGAGAAACCCUACGAGUGUCCUGAGUGCGGCAAGAGCUUCGGGAGGACGUCCCACCUCUACCGGCACCAGCGGACGCACGCCGGGGGCCGGCCCCACGUCUGCGGCGAGUGCGGGAAGAGUUUUAAUUCCACCCUGCACUUCCAGAAGCACCAGCGAGCGCACGGAGCCGGAGCCCGGAAAAGCUGCGGCGAGUGCGGGAAAUCCUUCGCCGAUCCGUCGGCGUUGGCCAAGCACCAACGGGUCCAUGAGGAGUUCCAGAAAAGUGGGGAAUCCUUGGUGGAAUCCCAAAAAUGUGGGGAAUCCUUGGCUGAUUCUUCAUUGUUGGCCAAGCAUCAACGGGUCCACAAGGAAUCCCAAAAAAGUGGGGAAUCCUCGGUGGAAUCCCAAAAAAGUGGGAAAUCCUUGGUGGAAUCCCAAAAAAGUGGGGAAUCCUUGGUGGAAUCCCAAAAAAGUGGGGAAUCCUCGGUGGAAUCCCAAAAAUCCUGCUCCGAAUGUGGAAGAACCUUCGGAGACCCGUCAGCAUUGGCCAAGCACCGAUGGCUCCACGAUCCCGGCCGGAAUUUUGGGACGGGAUCCCAGCUCCGGAGGCAGCUCCGGAGUCACAAAGAGGAGGAAAUGCCGGAAGGGUGAAAAGAAAAUUCGGGAAAUUUUUCCGCGGGAAGCGUUCCCGACAUCGCCGGCCGUAGUUUUGAGUAGGGUAGAGUAGGAAAGUAGGGUAGAUACAGAAAAAAAAGAUGGAAUUUCCGUUUUUUCCGGAAAAAAAUCCCGCCCUGUGUGAGUUUUCCCAGGAAAAAAUAAAUCCGUGGGAUGGAGUUGGAGAAAAUCCAGGAAUUUUGGGUGGUUUUUGGGAUUUUUUGGGGGGGGCGAAAGCCGCGAUCCGGAGGUUUUGUGGAAAAUCCGGAAUUCCGGGUGGUUCCGUAAUUUAUUGUAUUUAUUCAACAGGAAGAUCCCGAAAAAUCGGGAAGGAAAUGCCGAAAUCGGGAUGGAAAAUUGGGGGAAAAAAUUGGAUUUGAUCCCAAAAAUCCUCUUGGAUCGGGGUGGGGGCCAAGCGGGAAUUCCGGGGCUUUUCCCGGCGGUUUUUUUGGAUUUUUUGGAGUUCUCUUCUUUGUUUGUAAUGUGAAUAAAAAUUAGAUUUAGCGAGGAA
Messenger RNA from Taeniopygia guttata (zebra finch), 2297 nucleotides. The record is from RefSeq and is a predicted model, not a curated record. Lineage: Eukaryota; Metazoa; Chordata; Aves; Passeriformes; Estrildidae.